Molecule: messenger RNA, 1398 nt
Organism: Manis javanica (Malayan pangolin)
Lineage: Eukaryota; Metazoa; Chordata; Mammalia; Pholidota; Manidae
Gene: DUOXA2
Product: dual oxidase maturation factor 2
Biological process (GO): protein transport
Cellular component (GO): endoplasmic reticulum membrane
Source: RefSeq, a predicted model, not a curated record
AGAGCAGCGAAACUAAGGGGUUACGGUCGGUGAGAAAUAAUUCGGAUCUCCCACCUACCAGACUCUGCCCGAGCCCACACCGAGCACUGGAGGGUAGCCAGACGCUGCGCUUCCCUAGGCUCAGACUUAAUAACCCCUUUUGGGUCUCCUCCUCGCACGCUGACGGCAGGGUAACAAGAAGUGGGCCCAGGGCUGGCAACCAGGGGCGGGCUCUCCCCUCUGAAGCAGACCCAGUUCGCCAGCUUGCUUGCCGCCGCAGCGCUCGGCCACGUUGCAGCAUGACCCUGUGGAACCACGAGCUGCCUUUUUACCCCCAGCUUCGGCGAGCUGCUGGCUUCAACGUCCCGCUGCUCGUCGUCAUUCUGGUGUUCUUGGCCUUGGCCGCCAGCUUCCUGCUCAUCUUGCCCGGGAUUCGUGGCCACUCGCGCUGGUUCUGGUUGGUGAGAGUUCUUCUCAGUCUGUUCAUAGGCUCAGAAAUUGUGGCGGUGCACUUCAGCACAGAGUGGUCAGCGGGUAGUGUGUGCACCAACACAUCCUACAAGGCUUUCAGCGCAGCACGCAUUGAAGCCCAAAUCGGUCUGCACGUCGGCCUGGAGGGAAUUAAUAUUACACUCACAGGGACCCCAGUGCAGCAGCUGGACGAGACCAUUGACUACAACGAACAGUUCAACUGGCAUCUGGGCCAGGACUAUGCCAAGGAGUAUGCAGAGGCACUGGAAAAGGGGCUGCCGGAUCCGGUUCUCUACUUGGCUGAGAAGUUUACUCCUAAUAGCCCCUGUGGGCUCUACCGCCAGUACCGCUUGGCAGGACACUACGCCUCGGCCAUGCUGUGGGUGGCGUUCUGCUUCUGGCUGCUCUCCAAUGUGCUGCUCGCCAUGCCCGUCCCGCUCUACGGGGGCCUAGCACUCCUGACCACGGGUGCCUGUGCGCUCUUCUCCGUCUCUGCCUUUGCCUCCAUCUCCGGCGUGCCGCUCUGCCCGCUCCACCUCGGCUCCUCCAAGCUCACCACUCACUACGGUGCUGCCUUUUGGGUCACGCUAGCCACCGGCCUCCUGUGUCUCCUCCUUGGUGUGGCAGUGGUCAGUCUCCACUAUGCUCAACCCAGAGCUCUUCGCAUCUUCUUGAACCAAAGCGUCAAGGACUGUGGUAGCCAUGUGAGGGGGAGGUCACCUCUCACCCUGAACAAUGAACUGUGGGAGCAGUUGGGGGCCUCGGACUUAAUCAUCAGUACUAACCUGUGAAGGGGACUCAAUUUUGGAUUCCCAUCCUGCCUCCUUCCCGGCACCCAGGAGAACGUCAGGAGGGGCACCAUGCUGCAGGUGCCAAGGCCUCAUGCAAUCAGGAAAGUCUCCCAGGGUGAGUUGUAAAUAAAUUCUUUUUGCUUUUGUUUCUAAAAAA